Messenger RNA from Penicillium pulvis, 1077 nucleotides. Its product is annotated as putative adenosine deaminase. Gene Ontology annotation, molecular function: adenosine deaminase activity. Lineage: Eukaryota; Fungi; Ascomycota; Eurotiomycetes; Eurotiales; Aspergillaceae. The transcript has 4 exons. The record is from RefSeq and is a predicted model, not a curated record. Gene Ontology annotation, biological process: inosine biosynthetic process; adenosine catabolic process. The coding region runs from base 1 to 1077 and encodes 358 amino acids.
AUGGAUUCAGCAAAACAAGUUAGCGAAAGCUUCACUAAAGGUCUACCAAAGGUUGAGCUUCUCCAGCUUCAUGCCCAUCUCAGCGGAAGUAUCAGUCGCCAGUGCCUGCACGAGAUAUGGAAGAACAAGAAAUCAAAAGAUCCGAAUUUGCCAGUCGAGGAUCCGCUAGUGUUAAUGCCUGCAGGCAAAGUCGACUACACUCUACAGACCUUCUUCCAAGUAUUCUCCAAACUCAUAUAUCAACUAUGCAACGACCUAGAAAGUCUAGCCUACGCCACCAACUCCGUCCUCGAAGAUUUCCACAAAGACGGAGUCCGCUAUCUAGAGCUCCGAACGAUCCCCCGCGCAUCCCCAAACACAAAUAUAACCCGAGAAGAAUACCUAAACACAGUCCUGGACACAAUCUCAACCUUCAAAUCCCGCACCAAAAACCAAAUGUCAGUCUUCCUGAUUCUAGCUCUCGACCGCGGAAACACGACAGCCACUGAAGCACAGGAAAUAAUCGACCUUGCCAUCUCGAACAAGCCGCGCGGGGUUGUCGGCGUCGAUCUCUGCGGGAACCCGACGCAGGGCGACGUCACUAUAUACCGUGAUGCGUUUGCAAGGGCGAAGGCCCAUGGAUUGGGUCUUACGCUGCACUUUGCCGAGACACCGGCCUCGGGCGCGCGGGAUGAAUUGGCGAUGUUGCUUUCGUUCCAGCCUGACCGGCUGGGUCAUGUUAUUCAUGUGCCUGAUGAUGUCAAGGCGGAAAUUGUGAAGAGGGGGCUUGGGCUUGAGUUAUGCAUGUCUUGUAAUGUGCAUGCGAAAUUGAUUGAUGGGGGGUUUCUGGAUCACCAUUUUGGGUCUUGGAGGCAUGAGGAAUGCCCAAUUGCCUUGUGUACAGAUGAUGUGGGCUUCUUUUGUAGCCCUGUCUCGAAUGAGUAUCUGCUUGCUGCCCAGCAUUUCGGGCUUGAUCGUGCUCAGCUGGUGAAGAUGUGCCGGAAGUCAGUCGACAUGAUUUUCGGUGGGGAGGAAGAGAAACAGAGGUUACGUGGUAUUCUUGAUAAGCUUGCAGGAUCUAUGUUAAUCAUGAAUUAA